This is a messenger RNA of Vitis vinifera (wine grape), 1182 nucleotides long. It is a transcript of the gene VINST1, whose product is annotated as stilbene synthase. NCBI's taxonomy places the organism in Eukaryota, Viridiplantae, Streptophyta, Magnoliopsida, Vitales, Vitaceae. Gene Ontology annotation, biological process: polyketide biosynthetic process. The record is from RefSeq and is marked validated. Gene Ontology annotation, molecular function: acyltransferase activity, transferring groups other than amino-acyl groups.
AUGGCUUCAAUCGAGGAAUUUAGAAACGCUCAACGUGCCAAGGGUCCGGCCACCAUCCUAGCCAUUGGCACAGCUACCCCCGACCACUGUGUCUACCAGUCUGAUUAUGCUGAUUACUAUUUCAGGGUCACUAAGAGCGAGCACAUGACUGAGUUGAAGAAGAAGUUCAAUCGCAUAUGUGACAAAUCAAUGAUCAAGAAGCGUUACAUUCACUUGACCGAAGAAAUGCUUGAGGAGCACCCAAACAUUGGUGCUUAUAUGGCUCCAUCUCUUAACAUACGCCAAGAGAUUAUCACUGCUGAGGUACCUAGACUUGGUAGGGAAGCAGCAUUGAAGGCUCUUAAAGAGUGGGGCCAACCAAAGUCUAAGAUCACCCAUCUUGUAUUUUGUACAACCUCCGGUGUAGAAAUGCCCGGUGCGGAUUACAAACUCGCUAAUCUCUUAGGUCUUGAAACAUCGGUUAGAAGGGUGAUGUUGUACCAUCAAGGGUGCUAUGCAGGUGGAACUGUCCUUCGAACUGCUAAGGAUCUUGCAGAAAAUAAUGCAGGAGCACGAGUUCUUGUGGUGUGCUCUGAGAUCACUGUUGUUACAUUCCGUGGCCCUUCCGAAGAUGCUUUGGACUCUUUAGUUGGCCAAGCCCUUUUUGGUGAUGGGUCUUCAGCUGUGAUUGUUGGAUCAGAUCCAGAUGUCUCGAUUGAACGACCACUCUUCCAACUUGUUUCAGCAGCCCAAACAUUUAUUCCUAAUUCAGCAGGAGCCAUUGCCGGAAACUUACGUGAGGUGGGGCUCACCUUUCAUUUGUGGCCCAAUGUGCCUACUUUGAUUUCUGAGAACAUAGAGAAAUGCUUGACCCAGGCUUUUGACCCACUUGGUAUUAGCGAUUGGAACUCGUUAUUUUGGAUUGCUCACCCAGGUGGCCCUGCAAUUCUCGAUGCAGUUGAAGCAAAACUCAAUUUAGAGAAAAAGAAACUCGAAGCAACUAGGCAUGUGUUAAGUGAGUACGGUAACAUGUCAAGUGCAUGUGUGUUGUUUAUUUUGGAUGAGAUGAGAAAGAAAUCCCUAAAGGGGGAAAAAGCCACCACUGGUGAAGGAUUGGAUUGGGGAGUACUAUUUGGUUUUGGGCCAGGCUUGACCAUCGAAACUGUUGUGCUACAUAGCAUUCCUACGGUUACAAAUUAAGUG